AUGCCAAUCCUAAUCAAUCUCAUAGCUUCCAUAUUCUUUGUCUUAACCAUCAAUACAUGCCACUCAGCUUAUGAUCAUCACACAAACAGUUAUGUACAAGAAGCAUGCAGUGUGACUAAAUAUCAAGACCUCUGUGUCCACUCACUUGCAUCAUUCUCAACCACUGCUAAGAGAAGCCCUAGCCGGUGGGCUAGGGCCGGCGUGUCGGUGGCGAUUGGAGAGGCAAAAAGUGUCGAUCUUUACUUGAUUAAACUGAAAAGGAUCAAAAGAUUUCAAGGAAGAAGAAACAUAGUUGCACUCUCUGAUUGCUCUGAGUGCUUUCAGGACGCGAUCGAUCGCCUUCACGGAUCACUUGGUGUUCUAAGAAGGCUUAAUGCCAGAAACUUUGACAAUGAGAUUGAGGACCUAACAACAUGGUUAAGUGCUGCUCUUACUGAUGCAGACACUUGCUUGGAUGGCUUUGAAGGCCAAAAUGCAGAGCGAGUGCAAGUGAAGGUGCUUCGAAAUAGGGUUAUAAGAGCCAGUUACAUCACUAGUAAUGCAUUGGCUCUGGUUAACAAACUUGCAGGAACUGGUAUACAAGGCCUAACUGAUCCAUAGAAGGAGAAAAAAAUCUUGGAUUGGUACUGCAGCUUUAAUGGGAUCACCUGUACAACAAGUAUAGUACAUUGUUAUGUAUAAUAAAUAACAAGUAUUUAAGCUUCUGAUGUAUUAAUUAGUAUCACAAGCUAUUGAUAAAAGUCGGUACAAAAUAAGAUUAAACAACCUCUGGCUUGUUAUCCGCU
Molecule: messenger RNA, 785 nt
Organism: Tripterygium wilfordii
Lineage: Eukaryota; Viridiplantae; Streptophyta; Magnoliopsida; Celastrales; Celastraceae
Product: pectinesterase inhibitor 6-like
Exons: 1
Coding region: 1-600 (199 amino acids)
Biological process (GO): negative regulation of catalytic activity
Molecular function (GO): enzyme inhibitor activity
Source: RefSeq, a predicted model, not a curated record